This is a messenger RNA of Plodia interpunctella (Indianmeal moth), 1139 nucleotides long. RefSeq names its product centromere protein X-like (gene MHF2). Bases 97 to 393 code for a protein of 98 amino acids. The record is from RefSeq and is a predicted model, not a curated record. Gene Ontology annotation, molecular function: protein heterodimerization activity. Gene Ontology annotation, biological process: kinetochore assembly; replication fork processing; DNA repair. Gene Ontology annotation, cellular component: Fanconi anaemia nuclear complex; FANCM-MHF complex. The transcript is spliced from 3 exons. NCBI's taxonomy places the organism in Eukaryota, Metazoa, Arthropoda, Insecta, Lepidoptera, Pyralidae.
GCUAUCGCUUAAAAUGUUAUUCUGUCAUAGCUUGGUUGGUCUGGUUGAGUCGCUGUUAUUUUUGUUUAAUUAUUUCAAUUUAAUUUUGCACUCAAAAUGGCUCGCAAUUGCAAUGAAAAUGAUGAUGAAAGUAUAGAUCCGACGUCGAUAACAUCUCAUGUGAAAAGUACUAUCAAAAACGACAUCAUAAAAGAGCUGAUACAGGGGUCAUUUCAAGAUAAUAAAACCAAGCUUGGCAAUGACGCGUUGUCUUUGGUCGUCGAAGUAGCAAAGUGCUUGGUUACUGAGACCUGUCUGCGAGCCUCCAACCAAGCCCUGCGGGAGACCUGUGACAAGGUUGAGUUGGAACAUGUUGAGAAGUGCCUUCCUCAACUGAUGCUGGACUUUCCAUAAAAGGGGAAAUGACUAAAACAUGAUCACACCUCUUUUCUUGAAAUCAGAAAAACAUGUGCCCCACAAGAGAUGUGGAUGUGAUGUAAAGAUACCAGUCACAUUUGUGGACCAAGUGUUUUCUUGCAUUUUCACCGUAUUUUCUUAUAGUGUGUACAACACAAUUUUUAUAUGUGCAUUAUAGGAUUCUUAACAAUAAUAAUUGAGUCUGCUGUAAGUGUAUGAGAACAUCUUUAUCACAACUUACAGUAAAGUGUAAGAGUGUCUCAAAUUAAUGAACACUAAUGAACACAACCAAUGCCAUAUAAAAAAUAAUUCAUUUAUGCUAUAAAAAAUGUGAUUUGCAUAACUUAUAUGGCUAGAUUUUGUGUGAAAGCUUUGUAAGUCUUAUGAAAGCCCCAUCCUUUGUAGGUUGUAGUACCUAGCAGUUAUACCACAGAUCACUAGUUACUUUGAUUAUACACAGAAAUAACUCUACAUUCUUUAGCACCAUUUGGAAAUUGCUCACAUUCUAUGCUUGAAAGAAAUAAAUUUAUAUUGAAAUGUUGAAGUACAAAUUUUUGAAUGUAGAAAUUAGAUUGUGAUAUUGAUAAUUUAAAGUAUGCGCAAUAGCGAGAAUUCUAGACUUUGUAAUUUUAGAAAAAACUGCUAGUCUAAAUAUAUGAAAUGGAAAUUGAAAUAUUUUAUUUCGAAUUAGUAGUUGUACAGAAAUGUGAAAAGCAAUAAAUAUAAAUAACUUCAGAGUAAAA